AUGGGCCGCGAGCGGAGGAGGAAGAGAGAGGAGGAAGAAGAGGAGAAGGAGGAGGAGAAGAAAUCAUGGAUGCACACACCCGAGGCCCUGGCCAAGCAUUACAUAGCAUACAAUGCCAAGUUCCUUGGUAACACUGAGGUAGAGGCACCUAAAGGAACAGAGGUUGUCAAGGAUGCAGUGAGAAAGCUCAAGUUUCAGAGGCACAUCAAGAAGUCAGAGGGACAGAAAACCCCCAAAGUGGAGCUGCAGAUUUCCAUUUAUGGGGUGAAAAUUUUAGAUCCUAAGACAAAAGAAGUGCAGCACAACUGUCAAUUACACAGAAUUUCCUUCUGUGCGGAUGACAAAACAGAUAAACGGAUUUUCACAUUCAUCUGCAAAGACUCCGAGUCCAACAAACACCUGUGCUACGUGUUUGAUAGUGAAAAGUGUGCUGAAGAGAUCACGUUAACGAUCGGCCAGGCCUUUGAUUUGGCCUACAAGAAGUUCCUAGAGUCAGGAGGCAAAGAUGUGGAAACCAGGAAGCAGAUUGGAAGUUUGCAGAAAAGAAUUCAAGAACUGGAAACAGAAAACUCGGAGCUGAAGAAGCAGCUUCAAGAUCUCGAACAGCAGUUGAUGAUCGCACACGUGCCCCCGCCGUUAUAUAUAAAUGAAGUUAACGAAGCGUACAUGCUGCAGAGGCCUUCUUCUCUCUUCUGGUGUCAUGACAUCAACUCCUGUCUGGAAACCUCCUCUGUCACCCUCACACCUAUGAGCUCGCCAGACUCCAACCUGUCUACUGGCCUACUAACUCCCCCGCCUGCCAAAUCCACUUUCCUUCCUCCUAAACCUUCCGAGGGAUUCAGCGUCCCACGACCUCGCGCAGGAAGCAUAUCCACGAAACCGCAGUCUACAGACAUUUUCGACAUGGUUCCUUUCUCCCCUGGGACCGUGCUGGUGCCCACACAAGCUAGCAACGGUUGCCCAACAACGCCAACAAUAUUGUCGUCAAACAUAGGAAAAGACCUGUUUGGUGCAGAACCGUUCGAUCCCUUCACUUGUGGUUCAGCUGACUUUCCUCCAGAUAUUCAGUCGAAGCUGGAUGAAAUGCAGGAGGGGUUCAAAAUGGGAUUAACCCUAGAGGGCGCCGUCUUCUCUCUGGAUCCGCUCGACGGUCGCUCCUGA
Messenger RNA from Nerophis lumbriciformis (worm pipefish), 1161 nucleotides. NCBI's taxonomy places the organism in Eukaryota, Metazoa, Chordata, Actinopteri, Syngnathiformes, Syngnathidae. The record is from RefSeq and is a predicted model, not a curated record.